AUGACUUCCAAACUCUUUAAACCGAAUGCAUAUCAAACUGUUACAGCUUCAAUUCCUCGAAAUGAUCCAUUCACCAGGAAACUAAUCAAUGCUCAUUCACUCUCCAUCAUCAAUCUCACCCAGUACAAGCAUCAACAUUAUCGAUUCUUCGGUUUUCCCCUGAGACAAAUUCAUGAAUCGAGGAGAAUCUCCUCCUUAUCACCAACUUGUUCCCUUAGCUCUGCUACCCCACCUGCUUCCAAAGAAGAGGCUAUUACUCAGGCCAAGAUUUCGCUCUCCUCCGCCCUGGAGAAACCUCUCAACAACCCAAAACUCGCCGGAAAAAUGAAGAAAUUAAAGCAGCCCAGGUUCCGGAUCGAGAUUCCGGUCAUUGAUGACUCUCCCUCUUCUCUUGUUGAACUUGCUAUUGAAGUGUUUGGAGAUAUGCCCAUCAAAAGGAAAGGCUCAAAAAUCAAUAUACUUAUUUUUUGGUCCAACCAGAGUCUGAAAGAAGCUGCGACAGAAGCGUUUGGGUCUCACAACGGGUCUGUUCUUGUUGAAAGUGCCGAUCUUUCAUCUGUUUUUGACAGUGAGGAGAAGAGAAAUUUGAGUUCUGCUGAUGUGGCCGUGUUUUUGGCGCCGGAGGCUUCAGAAUUGGCGGUUAUCAAGACUGUAACUGAGAAUCUCAAUCCUAAGCCAGUGGUGCUGUUCAACCCCAAAUGGGCUUUUGAGGAGGAGAGUGAUUUUGAUGGAUUAGGCGGCUUUCUGAGCUCAUUUGAAGUUCUGUAUUCAUUUAUGGGGUUAGAGGUCAAGGGCAUUUUCAGCAAGAGAAAAGGUGUUAUCUUUAAACGUGUAAAGGAUGGAGUUACUAGUGGAGAAAGAUGGAAUGUUUUGGUUGAGGAAGAAGGAGAACUGAAAGCGGUUUCCAGUUUUAAAGCCCGCCCCUCGAUCAUCGAAGUAGAGACUGUUUUGUAUAACUUGAUGGCCAUCAACUCGCCAAUCACCAAGUCUGCCAAGUUUCUGAAGGAUUUGGUCUCAAAUGCAACUGGAAAGAAAUAG
Oldenlandia corymbosa var. corymbosa is the source of this 1038-nucleotide messenger RNA. The record is from the annotation of a GenBank genome assembly. NCBI's taxonomy places the organism in Eukaryota, Viridiplantae, Streptophyta, Magnoliopsida, Gentianales, Rubiaceae.